CCUCCGGAGCUUCUGGAAAUAUCGAAGUUUACUCGGCAGCUUAUUGUCACUUGUGCUGCCCACGAGGGAAAUCCGUAUUCUUCGACGAGUAAACAAACAAUAAUGAGAGGCCUCAUACCGAGUUGCGAUGCAAAGGCAGGAGCAGUCGAGGAAGGUUUCGAGCCAGGUGAAAUACGCAGCGAUCGUUUCAACGUCUUCAAAUGGUUCAUCACAGUGAACGUGAUGCUUCUAAUAAUUUUCUGUGGCUACGCAUUAUGGAAUCUGUACCAAUUAGACAAUGUCAUGAGGUCCCGAGAAGAAGCCGUGAGCCUACCAAAGUACUACGCCAACCGCAAAGUCAAUGGCCAGGUCAACGACACACUCGACUUUCACGAAUGGAAAAAAUCCAUUUUGGAGAACCUCCAAGGAGACAGCAAGACCAACGACAGCUAUGGAAAUUUAAAAGUACUCCUUCGCAGCAUUGGCAAUAUCAUGGAAAAUAAGAAGAACAAACUUGUCGUUGCCAAUCUAACCGAUCACGAAGUUCAAGCUCUCAAAGAAUUCACCAGGUUCAGAUAUCCUAGAACUGUUGUUGGUGGUCCAGAUGAAAGCGAGUGUAAUAUGCAGUUUUCGCUGACUGUAACCAACAAUGACGUACCUGUCCGGCUCCGUGUCAAACCUGCCACAAAGGGUGAAGGCAUGGUUAAUAUCAAGACUACCACGAAUUAUAUGAAGAAGUCUAGAGCUGAAUCCGAUAUACGCGAGUGCUCGUUUAAUAUUGUUUACCAACCGCAAAAUCAGGACGAAAAUGCGAUCUGAUUUUUCUCACGAAAUAAAAAAACAUUAAUUAGGCUUAAAAGUAGUUUUUUUAUUUUCUUAAAUAAGUUACGCAUCAACAAUGCAACUGCAGAACUCGUGUAUUGAGCGUUGAGGCUGAAUGUGUAAAAAUCAAUGCGUACACAUAAUGAAUUCAAUACUGAUACGAAGAUAUUCGGACACGUUGAAUCAUCCGAGAAAAAAGUACGCGACAAAUUAUCAGCAUUAUGUCAGUCUAUCUGCUUAGUGUUGUCGUUCUCCUGAACUUAUUCAUUUUCUUUAUCCGAAAUUUAUCGCAAAAGAUGAGACUUUCUCUGCCCAAAAGUUUCGCGCAGAAAUAUUAGUUGACGGGCAGCUGGCGCAACAUGAAGUUGCCUUUGAGAAAUACAAUUUCUAGUAAGAAUAUCUUUUGUAUAUUUGCAUUGGAUUGAUUUAAUUUAGAUUUCCGAGGAAAUUUAGCGCUAUUAAACUCAUUUUUCUGAUACAACACUAGACCUGAUUUACAUAAUUAUAUUCUUAUCACUAAGUACGAAUACAAUUAAUCGUGAUUUCAUUCUUAAACAUUCUAUUAGUUAAAACAUUUCUGAACGAUAAAAGUAAAUGUAGUCAGUGCAUUUAUCUCAGCUCUGUUGAUCGUUCAAGGAUUGAACGAAAAACAUGUACAACUUUAUGUCUUAUUUUCCA
Molecule: messenger RNA, 1479 nt
Organism: Phymastichus coffea
Lineage: Eukaryota; Metazoa; Arthropoda; Insecta; Hymenoptera; Eulophidae
Exons: 2
Coding region: 103-798 (231 amino acids)
Source: RefSeq, a predicted model, not a curated record